Messenger RNA from Letharia lupina, 1182 nucleotides. RefSeq lists its product as uncharacterized. The record is from RefSeq and is a predicted model, not a curated record. The transcript has a single exon. Lineage: Eukaryota; Fungi; Ascomycota; Lecanoromycetes; Lecanorales; Parmeliaceae. Bases 1 to 1182 code for a protein of 393 amino acids.
AUGGCUCUUGCUUUGAAUGGAGCUUUCCUGGCUCUAUCCAUGAUUCCGCUCGCUAUAGAUUUCUUUCCCAAACCCUACAAAGCAACCACCACUGUGCGUAUCGGAGUCGGUCUGGCGCAAGAAAGUGACCUGGGGAACGGAACCAUUGGAGGCAACAUACCCAAUAUUGCAUUGUUCGACGGCAAUGGGAAUCAACUAGGAACCAGUCAUGGCAAGAAGACCAUAAAAUCAGGCGAAUUCAAAGACAUAGUUGUCAAGCACCACGACCACACCAACAAUGCACCCGCCGAAUACAUAUCCAUCACCAGUGGCGGAACAGACCAGAUAUGCAUUGCUUAUCUCGCCAUCACCAUGGCAUCGGGCGACAAGAACCAAUUCUACGGCGACGUAGGGAAGCAAUGUGGAGGGAAAUGGUAUCCUUCCAACCUCCUCGUCGAAACCAAUGAAGAUCCAGAGUUCAAACCAAGCUGCAUCUGGCUCGAUAGUCCGGAUCCUGGGACCGGGGACGAAUUCGCGCAGGGAUUCAGCAUCCACGUCCCAGACUUUGGGUCUAAUCAAGUGCGAGCGAUGGGAUAUCAAGAAAACCCCGCUACGAUGUGCGAAAGCAAGCCAAGAUUCCACCUCUGGGGCUCCGACCUUACCAGCGAGAAACAGUGCAUCCCAGUCUUUUCCCCACCAUUGGCAUAUCAAUCCGACGGCAGUGAUCCUGUUGACACCAGCUUGAUAUUGGUCGAUGGGAGUGUCUCCUGCACUCCAGGUCCGGGUGUCCCGAUGCAUGCACAAAUCAAUGCACCGAUGAACGCAUCUCAAAUGCUGGGAACUGAAAGUAAUGGCGCGAAGCGCAGAUCGAAGAUCAGGCGUAGCAAUCAAGCCUGCGGUGACAGUAGCGUCGUCAUCAGUGACCACAUAGCGCACAGCGCUCAGGAAGUCUGUGAUAGCACCACUUCCAUGGGCCCGGACUUCGUGUCCACGCAGGAGGGGCUGUACUGUGAUAUGUGCACUCACACCAUCUACAAUGUCUGCACCUCGAAUAUGACCAGUGGAUGUUUCGACGUGUCUUCACAGACGUUGAAGCCUGGAGCCAGUCUACACCCACGCGACUUGAAUACCUUGUCUGAUGUGUCGCACGGGCUUGGCUCUGUACCUGCGAAGUCGUACGACAAGGUCAUUCACUGGACAUAG